AUGGCCGACACCUGCGGCGCCGGUGACGGCGCCACUCUCUGUGCCAUGCCCCAGAACAACACCUUUCCGUUCACAUCCGAGAAAUUCGUCUCGCACGUCCUCAUCCCAAUCCUCUGCCUCGCACCGCUCGCCACACUUCUACUGGUACCAAUACUCUGGCACAUUGCUGGGCCUGUUCUCGGCUGGUACCUUCGCAAGAAGACCGACGGGCGCCGCAGCCAUAUCAUCGACCUGGUACAAAGCGACGAGAAGAAGUACGCAGAAAGCAGGCGGACAAGUACAAGUAGCGGUGGCGAGGGGGGUAGCAGGGAGGAUGGCGGGUGGGAGAAGCUUGAUACGCAGACGAACGGUGUAGCGGAGGGUGGGGAGACGGCGGCGGAUAGUGAUUGGGAUGGAAUUGUCGGAUUCUUUCACCCGUUCUGUAAUGCCGGCGGCGGAGGAGAACGCGUUCUCUGGGCGGCGAUCCGCGCAACACAGCAGCGUUGGCCCAAGGCUAAGUGUGUAGUCUACACGGGGGACCACGGCGUAACAAAAGACGCCAUCCUAUCCCGAGUUAAGAACCGAUUCAACAUCCACUUGCACCCACCCACCAUCAACUUCCUCUACCUCUCCACUCGCCACUGGGUGCUCGCCUCCACAUGGCCUCGCUUCACCCUCGCCGGCCAGUCCUUCGGCUCGCUUGUGCUUGCCUGGGACGCCUUCUCCCUACUGGUGCCAGACAUGUUCAUCGACACCAUGGGCUACGCCUUUGCACUCGGCCUCGCACGCUUCCUCUUUGGCCGCGCCGUGCCCACCGGCGCAUACGUCCACUACCCGACCAUCUCUACCGAUAUGCUAGACUCCCUCGACACGGCCGACAUCGGGGCUCCGAUCCCAAACAAAAGCAUUGGCAACGGUCUCAACGCCGGCCAGGGCGCAGGUCUCCGCGGGACCGCAAAGCGUACUUACUGGCGUGCCUUUGCUGCGGUCUACUCUCGUGUAGGCGCCGCGGCAGAUGUGGUCAUGACCAACUCGUCUUGGACACAGGGCCAUAUCCAACGUCUCUGGGCCCCCUUCCGCAAGGGAGGCAAGACAAAAGCCUCUGACGGCGCCCACCCGAUCGCCGUUGUCUACCCGCCCGUGGCUGUCCGUGAGCUGGAGCACGAAGUUGAAGUGUCCCCCGCCAGCGAAGCCCGCCGCGAAAAAGUGGUGCUGUACAUUGCGCAGUUCCGCCCGGAAAAGAACCACCAGCUCAUCCUGGAAUCCUUCGCCCAAUUCCUCAAGUCCCGCCCGCCUUCAGUCACCGACAACACCCGUCUCGUGCUUGUCGGCAGCGUGCGCGACGACCAGGAUUCGAAGCGUGUUUACCAGUUGCGGUUGAUGGUCAACGAACUGCAUAUUCGCGACCGCGUUGAGUUUCACCUGGAUGCGUCGUGGCCUGAGAUUUUGGAGUGGCUGCGUCGGGCGUCGGUGGGCGUAAAUGGCAUGUGGAAUGAGCACUUUGGGAUUGGGGUGGUUGAGUACCAAGCGGCUGGGCUGGUGGCGGUUGUGCAUGAUAGCGGUGGACCGAAGUUGGAUAUCGUGGUGGACGUGGACGGGGAGCCGACGGGUUUCCACGCAACGACAGCGGCCGAAUUUGCGGAAGGCUUUGAGAAGGCUUUCAGCUUGCCCAACCCAUAUGCUGUCCGCCAGCGAGCAAGACAGUCGGCUAAGCGGUUUACGGAAGAGGAGUUUGCGCGGCGGUGGACAGAGCAGAUGGAGAAGCUGGUGAAGCUGAGUCCUAUCGGGAAGAAGAAGGCGUAA
Dichotomopilus funicola is the source of this 1782-nucleotide messenger RNA. RefSeq names its product glycosyltransferase. Lineage: Eukaryota; Fungi; Ascomycota; Sordariomycetes; Sordariales; Chaetomiaceae. The transcript is spliced from 4 exons. The record is from RefSeq and is a predicted model, not a curated record. The coding region runs from base 1 to 1782 and encodes 593 amino acids. Gene Ontology annotation, cellular component: endoplasmic reticulum membrane. Gene Ontology annotation, molecular function: GDP-Man:Man(3)GlcNAc(2)-PP-Dol alpha-1,2-mannosyltransferase activity. Gene Ontology annotation, biological process: protein N-linked glycosylation.